UCAGAGUGAGAGGAACCCGGGCUGAGACGCUGCUGUGAGUCCGCAGGGUCCGUAGAGCCGAGCCGGACUCGUUGUGUUUGGAGGAGGAGGAGGAGGAGAAAGAGGAGGAGGUAGAGGAGGAGGAGGAAGAAGAGGAGGAAGAGGAGGAGGAUUAUUACACACACUGCACACAAAGCCAGUGCAGAAGCCGGUCGCAGCGUCUGGUGUCUCGAUGUUGGAGGAGGAUCCGGGUCAGCGGGACCGAACCGGGGGACGAUGUGGCUCUCCUGGCUCACCGGGGCUCUUCUGCUGGGACCUUUGUGUGCAGGACUCGGUGGGGGGGGGGCUGACACCACCGACUGCCUGUACUACAACGUGAACUUCGAGCAGGAGCGGACCAAUCAGAGCGGAGUGGAGCGCUGUGAGGGCGAGCAAGACAAGCGCUCCCACUGCUACGCCUCGUGGAGGAACAUCUCCGGCUCCGUGGAGCUGGUGAAGAAGGGCUGCUGGCUGGACGACUUCAACUGCUACGACCGACAGGACUGCGUCGCCACAGAAGAAAGUCCUCAGGUUUUCUUUUGUUGUUGUGAAGGAAACUUUUGUAACGAGAGAUUCUCUCACCUGGCCGACGUCACGGGACCACUGAUUGUAGCUCCGCCCCCUGGCGUCCUCAUGAUCUACUUCCUGCUGCCCUUCCUCAUGCUGACGGUGGUUCUGAUGGCCUCUGUCUGGACCUACAGACACAAGAAGCCUCAGUACGGACACGUGGACAUCAGCGAGGAUCCGGGUCCUCCCUCUUCUCCUCAGCUCAAACCUCUGCAGCUGCUGGAGGUGAAGGCCAGAGGACGAUUCGGCUGCGUGUGGAAAGCUCAGAUGAUCAACGACUACGUGGCCGUGAAGGUGUUCCCCAUCCAGAACAAGGAGUCGUGGGAGAACGAGACCGACAUCUUCAUCACCCCAGGGAUGAGGCAUGAGAACAUCCUGAGGUUCAUCGCUGCAGAGAAACGAGGAAACCACCCGGAGGUUGAACUGUGGCUCAUCACCGAGUUCCAUGAGAGGGGUUCUCUGAGUGACUUCCUGAAGGGGAACAUCAUCAGCUGGUCAGAGUUGUGUCACAUCUCGGAGUCGAUGGCGCGUGGUCUCGCUUACCUGCAUGAAGACGUCCCGCCUCUAAAAGGAGAGGACGCCAAGCCGGCCAUUGCCCACAGGGACUUUAAGAGUAAGAACAUCAUGCUGCGUUCUGACCUCACCGCCGUCAUCGGAGACUUGGGCCUCGCAAUCCGCUUCUCGCCGGGGGAACCACCUGGAGAGACUCAUGGACAGGUGGGCACCAGGCGCUACAUGGCUCCAGAGGUGCUGGAAGGAGCCAUCAACUUCCAGAGAGACUCCUUCCUGAGGAUCGACAUGUACGCCGUGGGCCUGGUGCUGUGGGAGCUGGUGUCCCGCUGCAAGGCCGUGGACGGCCCCGUAGGGGAGUACCUGCUCCCCUUUGAGGAGGAGGUGGGUCAGCAUCCGUCUCUGGAGGACCUUCAAGACGUGGUGGUCCACAAGAAGACAAGACCGUCCCUCAAAGAGCUUUGGCGCAAACACACCGGCCUGGCUCAGGUGUGUGAGACCGUGGAGGAGUGCUGGGACCACGACGCAGAGGCCCGGCUGUCAGCCGGCUGCGUGGAGGAGAGGAUCUCACAGGUGCGCCGCCUGACAGGUGCCCUGGCCCCGCCCACCUCGGACCGCCGUGGCCCGCCAGCGUUCGCGCCGCCACCCCUCACCGUGGUGAUCAACGUGGACCCGUCCAGAGAGUCCGGCAUGUCAGGACAGAAGCGAGAGUGAAGCACCAGCUUUGUUCUUGAGAGUUCAACUUUCUUUGACAAAACGCGAAUAACAAACACACACACACACACACACGACUCAGUGAAUGCUCUUCUAUCUCCAGGUACCUUAGCAACCACUUUUCUCCCAUCUGACCUCUUCUGAGACUCCAGAUUGUAACCUAGCAACCGCGCUAGGUUACAAUCUGGUUACAAUCCGGGAUGUUUUUUUCACUACAAUGCUGCAAAAACCCUCCCAGGAACACGAGUGACACGCGACACGCACGGACUCGACCGACCUUCGGAUCCAACGGGUUCAAUCCAAAAGGACGGGAAACAGGAAGUGAUGUCAUGGGGGUUUGCCCUCUCUCUGAAGACUGGAGAAGCGCAGAGGUUGGAUGGCCGAGAGAAUGUCGGUUGGCUUGAAAAUAAUUCUUCUCAGGUAAACGUGACGCCCAUGCCAGGGGGCAGGCCCAGCACCAAGAGGGAGGGGCUUAUCUGAGGGAAUUCAAUGCCUAUUGGCUGUCCUGAAUAUGUGCAUAAAAAAGGUGCAAGCUCUCUGAUGCAUGCAGGUCAGUGUGGCCGUGUGUGGGUGAUGAUUGUCUGUGAGCUGUGACCUUUGACCUCAGUGAUGUUACCUGUACAUAUCACUGAUACCGAAAUCUUCCAUUGAUUUAAUAAUCAAGGAAUUGUUUAUUUAUUAACAACAAUAGGCUCUGCCUCAUCCUGUGUACAGAUUGACGCAAAGGUCAAAGUCUGUAGUUCAAAGGUCAGCAGCAUAUUAUCCUCUUUUUUUAAAUUUAAAGCAGGACCAAAACCGGGGCGUCGAUUCAUUGCCUCGUAAACCGUAAAACGGACUUCAUCCUAAAGUGUGUGUGUGGUGUCACACACUGAAUGUCACCUCGUGAGGAACACGACUCUCCGGUUCCCUUUUUGUCGCUCCGUUGUCUGACGGUCAUUGAACUCACCGUCCAGCGGGAGCCAAGGAGUCGAUGAAGGAGGUGAAGUGAGCGAAACACAGAUGACCUCAAAACAGCCAAAAUACCUCAGACGUUUCUUCCUUCUCUUCACAUGAAGCCUCCAAAGCGAGAGGAGGAGAAAUGUUCCUUACCUCCAGGUGGUGAAUACUAAAUCAUUUUGUAGAGAGUGAACUGCCGAUAUCAUAAAAGCACCUGGAAUGAGUCCUCGUCUCCUCUAUCCUCACCUUCCCUUCCCUCCUGUCCUAGCUUUGCCUCCUCGGCCCCUGUGUGUCCUUCGUUCUACUUAAAGUAGAUUCUGUUUCUUUUCUGUCUCCUUUCCUUUGUGCCCCUUCUCCUCAUUCCUUUCCUCCUCCAUCUUUCCUUUGGUCUCCUCGUCUUUCCCUUGUGUCUCUUUGUCUACUUACCCCUUGUCUUGUCUCCUUCUCACUUCCUCUCGUGUUCCAGUUCAUCAAACCCUUUAUUUUUCUUCUCCUUACCUGUAUCUCUUUUCCUUCCUUCCUUUCGUAGUCUCGCCACUUUUGUCCUUGUGUGUUGCCUCAUGUAUCUCCAUUUUUAUCUCCAUUUCCUUCUCAUCUUGCUCUCCUUCCUUGCUUCCUUUUCAAGUGUCCGUCCUUAAGUGGGACACCAGGAUGUUUGUGUAUAAAUUCAUUUAAAAUAUAUUGAACCAAGCAAAUGUGAUACUACUUGCAAUAAUUUAAAUGGCUGAAGUAAUAUUCUAAAAGUAUUUUUGUAUAUUCAGAUGCAAGUGUUUCCAGAUGUUUUUCACGAACAUGUGGGUCAUGGCGAUAGGGGAAUAACCACCGACCACAGCGCUGUUGUUAGCAGUGUUAGCAGUGUUAGCACUCUGAAAACGUGCUGGUUUAAGGGAACCUGGCAGAUUUUUCCUCUCGCCACGUGACGUUAAGCCAUUAGCUUGCGUUGCUAGCAGUCGGCUAGCAGCUAACCUUCAGAAAAACCUCCAUAAAGAACUAAACAUCCAGCAGAAGUGUGGCACUUCAUGUUCUUAAAGCUACUUUUUUCAUUCAUUGAUCUAAACUAAGUGUGUGAAAAUGUCUUUUUAGCUGAUAGUAGCAUUCAAGCUAAUGAACGUGCUGGACCGUGAUGACUGUGCAAGGUGUUAUUUUGCCUCAAUGCUAAUGUUUGAGUUUGAACCUCCUCCCCUCUUCUUCCUCCUCAGGGAGGAGGUUCAAACCCUGCCACCAGACUCCAUUUAACACGUCAAGUUUAAACCAGAACAGAGCACUUUUGUUCCCUGAAUAUAAAGAUUUAAACAUUUGAAGUAGAAGAAGAGUUGUUCAGGGCCCUCAUUGGCCGAAGGAGAUGCACAGGGUUUCCCGGGCAUGUUGUCAAGGGGUCAUCAUCAU
Pungitius pungitius (ninespine stickleback) is the source of this 4131-nucleotide messenger RNA. Its product is annotated as activin receptor type-2B-like. Gene Ontology annotation, cellular component: activin receptor complex; plasma membrane. The record is from RefSeq and is a predicted model, not a curated record. Gene Ontology annotation, molecular function: activin receptor activity; activin binding; ATP binding. Lineage: Eukaryota; Metazoa; Chordata; Actinopteri; Perciformes; Gasterosteidae. The transcript is spliced from 11 exons. Bases 256 to 1809 code for a protein of 517 amino acids. Gene Ontology annotation, biological process: cellular response to growth factor stimulus; protein phosphorylation; activin receptor signaling pathway.